Schizophyllum commune H4-8 is the source of this 2794-nucleotide messenger RNA. Its product is annotated as tryptophan synthase. The transcript is spliced from 5 exons. Lineage: Eukaryota; Fungi; Basidiomycota; Agaricomycetes; Agaricales; Schizophyllaceae. Gene Ontology annotation, molecular function: tryptophan synthase activity. Gene Ontology annotation, cellular component: cytoplasm. The record is from RefSeq and is a predicted model, not a curated record. The coding region runs from base 466 to 2565 and encodes 699 amino acids. Gene Ontology annotation, biological process: L-tryptophan biosynthetic process.
ACGACAUUCAGAAGCAACGUGCAGAACGUAUAUGUAUACGGUAGGCCGACUUCGAGGGUGCAAUCACCCUUCAGUGGUGCCUGCAAAGCGUCCAACACACGCCUGCUCGGCGAAUAACCGUCGCCCCGCAUCGAGCCCGCGGAGCCGGAACGCAAGCGGACGCCACAAAAUGCAACGUGGCCCGACGUCCAACCGAGAACAAUGGAUUGGUGAUCCCAUCCGGCGUCUAGUCACCUUCCCCCGUCGUCCAUCAGCAGCCCACGUCCACCGCCGCUGACGGAGCUAUCAGGCUCUCUAUCCCCCACCGCGAUCCCCACCAAACAUCGGCGCUAGUCGGCGGGAUCACGUAUCACACAGCACCGAUCAGUAGCUACAUAAAAGGAUUGCCGGCUGCAGUCGUUGUUCCUCACAGACUCCAGCAUCCCCUCCGCACUCAUCUAGACCAACCACCACAUACACUUAGAAAUGGAGGGCAUCAAAAAGGUUUUCGAGGCUAAGAAGGAGCAGGGCUCGCCCGCGCUCGUCACCUUCGUCACCGCAGGCUACCCGACAAGGGAGUCUACCGUUCCCAUCCUGCACGCUCUCGAAAAGGGCGGCGCAGACAUCAUCGAGCUCGGUGUCCCCUUCUCAGAUCCCACUGCAGAUGGCCCCGUCAUCCAGUACUCGAACACCGUCGCGAUCAACAACCAGAUCGACUACGCGACCGUGCUCGGCUACGUCCGUCAAGCUCGCGCAGAGGGCAUCAAGGCCCCCCUCGUCCUCAUGGGCUACUACAACCCCGUCCUCGCAUACGGCGAGGACCGCGCCAUCGAAGAGGCCGCCGCCGCGGGCGCCAACGGCUUCAUCAUGUGCGACCUCCCGCCCGAGGAGGCUAUCAACUUCCGCGAAAAGUGCCGCAAGUACGCCAUGUCCUACAUCCCCCUCAUCGCGCCCUCGACCUCCCUCCACCGCAUCAAGUUCCUCGCCUCCAUCGCGGACUCCUUCAUCUACGUCGUCUCCAAGAUGGGCACCACUGGCUCCUCCGAUGCCGUCGCCAUCAACGCCGAGCUCCCCGCUAUCAUCGCGCGCGUCCGCCAGCACGCUACCGUCCCCGUCGCUGUCGGCUUCGGCGUCUCCACGCGCGCGCACUUCGACACCGUCGCCGAUGCAGGUGCUGACGGCGUCGUCAUCGGCUCGCGCAUCGUCCAGGUCAUCAAGGGCGCGCCUACCAGCGACAUCGCGACUCCGGUCGAGGAGUUCUGCGCCGCCAUCACGCUCAAGGGCCAUCAGCCGCACCCGCGCAAGGCGCAGCCGCCCUCGACACCUGCGCCGGUCGACGCUGUCGACGAUGCCCCGCCGGCCGCGAUCAGCGACCUCCCCAUGCGCUUCGGCGAGUUCGGCGGUCAGUACGUCGCGGAGGCGCUCGUCGAGUGCUUGCAGGAGCUCGAGGCCGCGCACCGCGCCGCCAUGGCCGACCCCGAGUUCUGGAAGGAGCUCCGCAGCCACUACGCCUACAUGAACCGCCCCUCCAACAUCUACCUCGCCGAGAGCCUGACCGCGAAGACCGGCGGCGCGAAGAUCUGGUUGAAGCGCGAGGACUUGAACCACACUGGCUCGCACAAGAUCAACAACGCGAUGGGCCAGAUCUUGCUCGCAAGGAGGUUGGGCAAGAAGCGCAUCAUCGCCGAGACUGGUGCUGGUCAGCACGGUGUUGCCACCGCGACCGUCUGCGCCAAGUUCGGCAUGGAGUGCAUCGUCUACAUGGGUGCUGAGGACGUUAGGAGACAAGCCCUUAACGUCUUCCGUAUUGAGAUGCUCGGCGCGAAGGUCAUCCCCGUCGAGUCCGGAUCGCGCACGCUCAAGGACGCCGUCAACGAAGCCCUCCGCGACUGGGUCACCAACCUCUCCUCCACCCACUACCUCGUCGGCUCCGCCAUCGGCCCGCACCCCUUCCCAACCGUCGUCCGCGACUUCCAAAAGGUCAUCGGCGAGGAGAUCAAGGCGCAGAUGAAGGAGGCCACCGGCGCGCUCCCCGACGCCGUCGUCGCCUGCGUCGGCGGCGGCUCCAACGCCAUCGGCACCUUCUACGACUUCAUCAAGGACCCCUCCGUCCGCCUCAUCGGCGUCGAGGCCGGCGGCGAGGGCCUCGACGGCACGCACCACUCCGCGACGCUCUCGAAGGGCAAGCCCGGCGUCCUCCACGGCGUGCGCACGUACAUCAUGCAGAGCGAGACCGGGCAGAUCAUGGAGACGCACUCGAUCUCCGCCGGGCUCGACUACCCGGGCGUCGGCCCCGAGCACGCGUGGCUGAAGGACUCGGGGCGCGCGGAGUACGUCGCGGCGACGGACGAGCAGGCGCUGCGCGGGUUCCGCAUGCUGACGCAGAGCGAGGGCAUCAUCCCCGCGCUCGAGUCGUCGCACGCGAUCUGGGAGGGUGUCCGCCUGGCGAGCACGCUGCCGAAGGACAAGAACGUCGUCAUCUGCUUGUCGGGUCGUGGGGACAAGGACGUCGAGGAGGUGUCGCAGAUUUUGCCCAAGUGGGCAAACAUCCUCGACUGGCACGUCGCGAAGCGCACGAACGCGUAGAAAUUCGGUUCGCAGUGUUGUAUAUCAUAGCAAUAUAUUAGUGUAGUACAUCCUCAUGGCUUCAUAAUUUAAGCAUUUAUCUUGUCCUGCUGCGUCGUCCGUGCCAACGAGGUUUCGAUUUGUUUUGUACGGCAGUAGGCGCUUGGCUAGGAGAGCUUGAGGGCACGUUACUCAUCGGUUGGAUAUCGCUUCAACAUUGAUCGAGGUGCAGUUGUAGCCUGAGACCGUC